Saccostrea cuccullata (small rock oyster) is the source of this 1070-nucleotide messenger RNA. RefSeq lists its product as uncharacterized. The record is from RefSeq and is a predicted model, not a curated record. The transcript has 12 exons. The annotation marks the transcript as partial. NCBI's taxonomy places the organism in Eukaryota, Metazoa, Mollusca, Bivalvia, Ostreida, Ostreidae.
GUAAUGAAGAGAACAAAAAAGAUUUUGGUAAUGAAGAGAACAAAAAAGAUUACGGUAAUGAAGAGAACAAAAAAGAUUACGGUAAUGAAGAGAACAAAAAAGAUUACGGUAAUGAAGAGAACAAAAAAGAUUACGGUAAUGAAGAGAACAAAAAAGAUUACGGUAAUGAAGAGAACAAACAAGAUCACGAGGCCACAUUAAUCCAACGAUGCAUGGCAUUCAUCAAGACGCAUAAUUCAAUGCUCCAAGGCCGUAUCAAAGAAUAUCAAGCGAGAAAUUUGCGACGGUUUAAUGUCGUAAGUCCUUACCGUCCCGAACUGUGUCAACCAAUAUUCGAUCAAUUUAUCUCCGAGUAUCUUCCAAAAGCAGAACGGAAUUGGCUAGACAAUGGGCAAAAAAUAACACAGGUUCAUGAUCCAUGCAUUGUUAUCUGCCUUCAUUCAUCUAGAGCUCCAGAGGAUGUUAAUUUGACCUUGCAAAAGCUUUUCAUUUCAGAUAUACAGGUGCUAAUUGUCGGCAUUCAACCCUGCGAAAAAACAAUCAAGCCGAGCAGUUUGCUUAAAUACAACCUCAAGUCGAGGAUUAAAGAUAUUAGAGUUUAUGAUUUCACCGAUAUUGUUUUCUCUGAUACGACUGAAAAGUGUUACUUAUCCGACAUCAAUGUAGAUGCUGUGGAUGACAUUUCUAGGUUUUGUGGACAACAAACAAACACAAGCACAGUAAUGCCGGAUAACUCAUCAAGAAAGUAUGAAACGACUAAAAAAAAGGAUAUAGCCAUGGUAAAAGAUUCUUAUUCGAGCGAUUCAAAUGCAUAUGUGCAUGAGGGCGAAAGCCAUGCUCGUGACAUUGAUAAUUGCUCGAUGUUUGAAGAAGGGAAUGCCGAAAUUGCUACAAGUCAAAGAGAAAAUUACGAACUUCAUUGUCCAAAACCAAACGACAAUCAACUAAACAACGCAUCGUCCAGUUUACAACAGCCGAUGAAUCAAACUACUGAAAAGACGAAUAUAAAAUGUUCAAAAGAUCAAAAGUCAAUAACCAAAAUGGAUAGCCAAGUCAAUGGUAUUGUUUGA